Messenger RNA from Anopheles bellator, 3657 nucleotides. RefSeq lists its product as uncharacterized. Lineage: Eukaryota; Metazoa; Arthropoda; Insecta; Diptera; Culicidae. Gene Ontology annotation, cellular component: extracellular region. The transcript has 2 exons. The record is from RefSeq and is a predicted model, not a curated record. Bases 1 to 3657 code for a protein of 1218 amino acids. Gene Ontology annotation, molecular function: chitin binding.
AUGACGAAGUACAGGAAACCGAAUGGCGCUUUGCUUGGGGCGCUCGCGCUACUCCUGCUGGUGGUUCCUGGCCAAGCCGGCCUGAUCCUGUUUCCGGUGGACGAGGCGGACCCCGUGAUAGAGUCGUUCUGUGAGGACGUAGCCGCGGGUAUCUUCCCGCAUCCGAGCCCGGCCCUGUGCCACGUGUACAUCUCCUGCACCUUCGAGGAACCGACCGUGUAUCAGUGUGACGAUGGGUUCGUGUUUGAUCCGUCGUCGCUCCUGUGUGUUCCGGGUGAUCGAGAGCAGUGCGUCGAUCCUUCCGAGCCCGACUGGGUCGCCAUGUGUUUGCCCUACUCGUACGCCUUCUUCCCGGACCCGACCCGCUGCUGGAGGUUUGUGCUGUGUGCCCGCCAGGCUGCCACCGUGUUCACGUGUCUCGACGGAGAAGUCUGGUCGGUGGAACGGGAUGCCUGUCUGCCGGGCGAUCGGGACACUUGCGAGGUGUUUGACCCGAGCAACGUCUGCCAGGGACAACCGGAUGGGCUGGUGCCACACCCGGACCGGUGCACCCAGUUUAUUCGCUGCACCGAUGGACAGGCCACCGUCGAGAGCUGCCCGAGGGGUGAGGUCUGGGUCGUCGGAGGACAACAGUGCGUCGUCGGGAAUACGGACACCUGCGAACCGGCGGUUGGCCUCUGCCAAGGUGUCGUCGGAAACGACUUGCUGCCCCACCCCAACGAAUGCCACCUGUUCGUGUUCUGCUCACAGGACACCGGUGCGUCGGUGUUGAUCUGCCCACCGGGAGAGAUCUUCCGGCCGGACAUACCUUUCUGUGUGCCCGGGGAUCGUGAGACGUGCGAGUAUAGCAGCGUGGAGACGGCGUGCGUCGGACGACCUGAUGGGGUCGUGCCACAUCCGGACUCCUGCGUGCAGGUUAUCCUGUGCACCGGAGGCGUUCCGCAGGUGCUGGAUUGCAUGGACGGGUACGUGUUUGAUCCGCACACGGGUAGGUGUGCCGAGGGCGACCCGGAGACCUGUCUGGUGACGGCCGGACGCUGCAGCAACCUGGCGGAUGGAACGAUCCUGGUGCACCCGCUCCGGUGCGAUAUGUUCCUCCGCUGCCAGACCGGUACCGCCGAGGUGCACCUCUGCCCGGCGGGCGAAAUCCUGGACAUCGCGGCCCAAUUCUGCGUGCCCGGGAACGGAGACACCUGCGAACGCUUCCCGCUGGAGACGAUGUGCGAUGGCCGCGAGGAAGGCGGCCUACUGUUGCCCCAUCCGACCGACUGUACCCUCUACGUGGAAUGCAGGGCGGGCGGGGUGGUCGUGGAGGGAAGCUGCCCCACCGGUACCAUCUUCGUGGCACCGGAGCAGACCUGCCGUCUGGGCGGAAACUGCACCCAGUUGGAGUGGAUCUGCGGGGAGUUCCCGGACGGUACGGUUCUGGAGCAUCCGGAUCACUGCGAUCACUUCAUCCUGUGUACGGGCGGGCAACCCGCCUUGCAUCCGUGUCCGCCGGGCGAGAUCCUUCGCCAGGAUGCGCAAUUCUGUGUUCCGGGACGAUCGGAUACCUGCGAGUUCGAUGCACUCGAGGAUAUGUGCCGUGCGCAGCCAGACAACACACUGUUCCCACAUCCGGUUGCCUGUUACCUAUCCGUCCGGUGCCUCGGAGGCAUCACGACCAUCGAACGAUGCCCGGCCGGAAGUAUCUACGACGCACCGAGUCGAUCCUGUGUGGUUGGUGAUCAGGCAACAUGCGAACGGCACAGCAACCUAUGCGACGGACUUCCGAACGGGGCGAUUCCCCAUCCUACGGAGUGCGUCAGCUACAUCGCCUGCAAGGAUGGCCAAAUGAUCGUGUGGCUUUGCCCGCCGGGAUACGUGUUUAAGGAAUCGCUCGGCCUCUGCGCGAUCGGUAACACGGAACUCUGCACGCUCCUGGACGAUGGCGUAUGCAGCGGCCUGCCCGACGAUACGAUCCUGGCCCAUCCGAACGAGUGCCAUCUGUUUUUGCGCUGCUCCUGGGGUCACCCGCUGUUGGAGCAGUGUCCGGUCGGUGAAAUUCUAUUCGCCGAGCAACAGUUCUGUGUCCCGGGAGCGGUGGACACGUGCCAGAGGCAUCCGGUGGAGUCGAUGUGCCAGGGUGUUCAGGACGACACAAUCUACCCCCACCCGGACGGGGGCUGUACGGAGUACGUGGUGUGCACGGGAGACCAGCCCGGGGUGGGAAGUUGCGGGGCCGGCCACAUAUUCCACGCUCCGAGUGGUUCGUGUCGCCCGGGCAAUACCGAUACCUGCCGGUUGUUGGGUGGCGUGUGCGGUGGCCAACCGGAUGGGACGAUCCUCGAGCACCCGAACCUGUGCGGACACUUUGUGCGGUGUGCGGCGGGUGAGGUGGAGCUACACGAGUGUCCGGCGGGCGAGAUCCUGCGUCCCGAUGCCCAGUUCUGUGUGCCGGGGAACGCCGAUACCUGCACGUUCGAGCCGCAGGAUUCGAUGUGCUUGGGGCGUCCGGAUGGGCUGCUGUACCCGCAUCCGACCGACUGCGGGAUGUUCGUGCGCUGCGAGGGGGGCUCGGCCGUGCUGGAGUGGUGUCGUCCCGGGACGAUCUAUCGGGCGGCGAGCCAAACGUGCGUCGCGGGCGAUGCCAACACGUGCCAGUUCCUCGAUGGGUUCUGCGCCGGGCUCCCGGAUGCGGUCCAUCCGCACCCGGGCGGCUGCGAGCUGUUCCUGAUGUGCACGUCCGGCAUCACGACGGCCUUCCGGUGCCCGGACGGCGAGAUCCUGCACCCGGAGCACCUGGUGUGCGUGGACGGCAACGCCGGGGACUGUUCGCUCGCGCCGGUCACCACCGAGCCACCGAUCAUCUCCGUUUGUGAGGGUCGCCCCGAUGGCAACUACACGCAUCCGCUGCUCUGCUACCUCUUCAUCCGCUGUACCGAUGGCCAAACGGACAUCCUGACGUGCCCGCCGGAUCACAUCUUCGUCGGGGCGAUCCGUGACUGUGCGCCCGGUGAUCAGGCCACCUGCAUUCCUGGCGUCCUCGGUGAGACUGACCAGGGUGAAAACGUUUGCGACGGACUGCUGGUCGGUAUCGUGAUGCAUCCUUCGAGCUGUUACAAGUACUACUCCUGCUACCGGGAGGAAGCCACCGAGGAAACCUGCCCGACCGAUACGAUCUUCGAUCUGGACGAGAUCACCUGCGUACCGGGGAACCAGGAAACGUGCCGGAAAGAAGGCGACGCAGUGCCACUCCCGAGCGACAUGUGCCGCGGAAUCGUCCUCGGCACGAUGCUGCACCCGGAGGACUGCACGAAGUACGUGAGCUGCCUGUUGGGAAGUGCCCGCGAGCACUCCUGCCGUCAAGGGUUCAUCUUCUCCGAGCGCCUGUUUGUGUGUCUCCCGGGGGAUCCUAAUUCGUGCGUGGUGACACUGCUGCCCACGACGUCGACGAUUGCACCGGAGGACAUUCUGCCCAUCCCCAGUGAUAUCUGUCGGCAGAACAGUGUUUCGUUCGGAACUCUGCCACAUCCGCAGUUCUGCACGCGCUACAUCCUCUGCGCCCUGUGGAUCCCCAUCGAGCGCGAGUGCGACCGGUUCCAGGUGUUUAGUGAGCGGUUGUCCAUGUGUCUGCCAGGGCUGGUCAAUAGCUGCCGGCCCAUCAUUGGCCGAUAG